AUGAACUUAAUUUUGCACGCUACAUACAAGUUAGUAUGGCAAGGCUUUCCUGUCCUUAUUGUUGGUACAAGUGAUCUAGAUCAACAAUUUCAUUCAUUUGGAAUUGCAGUUUGUUCUGAUGAGAAGACAAAAGACUUCACAUUUGUUUUUCGUGCUGUUCAAGAUGGUGUAAAGAAGCUUUAUUUGCAAGAAAUUAAUCCAGGUAUUUUAAUGGCUGACGGUUCAGGUGCAAUUCGUAACGGUUUUAAAGAAGUUUUUGGUGAAAAACCUAUAGUAAUGUGCUGGGCUCAUAUGCGUCGAAAGGUGGUGAAGAAGAUCGAGUCUAUGGUAACCAAGAUCGACCAAGAAGAUUUGAUACAAGAUAUUGAUGUAUUACAACUAGCACAAAGUGAUCGAAUAUUUGCCAAAGCUUCUAACCUUUUUAUAAAGAAAUGGAAUAAAAAACAACCAACUUUUAUUGAAUAUUUUGAAAACGAAUGGUUAACAUUACACCGUGGUUGGUAUGAAGGCAUUCAACAUUUAACACCAAGUACAAAUAAUGGUUUGGAAUCUAGUAAUAGAGUUAUAAAAGACGAAAAUACAUUUAGAGAACGUCUUCCAUUAUCUAGAUUUAAAAUUUUAACAUUUGAAAUUGUUGAAAAAUGGUCCAAAUCCUAUGAACGAAAUUUAAAACUAUUUCAUGAUAAACAAACGGUAACAUUAGACAUAUGGACCAACAGUUAUCAAUGGGUAAAAUUAAACAAAUCAAUUGUAUCAAAAAAAUUAGAUGAUGCAAUCGAAUUUCAUGUUCCUGCUGGAAAUGAAUUAAGUAUUUCAAAAAAUAGUAUUGAGAUAAUAAAAAAAAUGAAAUGGUAUUCAUUUGAUCAAUACAAAAUUAAAGCAUUUAGUAUUUGGAAUGUUACAUUACCAAUGGAUGAAACAAAAUGGAUGGAUGGUCAAUGUAAUUGCCCAGGAUUCUUCAAAAAGUUUAUAUGUAAACAUGUCGUUGGGUUGGCCAUUAGACUGAAUUAUUGUAAACCACCACCUGCUGCUAAAAACAUACGUAUUGGAGAAAAAAGACGUCGAGGUCGACCCUCGAAAGCUACAAAAGCAUUGCUUAUUCAAUAG
Adineta ricciae is the source of this 1107-nucleotide messenger RNA. The record is from the annotation of a GenBank genome assembly. Lineage: Eukaryota; Metazoa; Rotifera; Eurotatoria; Adinetida; Adinetidae.